AUGGCUCACCCCUUCACCAGUCCAUUUCCGCCGCCACUGGCCCCCACGGCCGUCCCUCUUCCACCGGCGGCAUUCCUCACUUCAAAUCAGGUCUUAUCCGCGCCGCCGCCUGCUUCCAUACCGGCCCCAGCUGCGGCCUAUACAGUCCCUCCGCCGAUGGUCUUUCCGACAUCAGGUGCACCUGCUCGGACUCACCCUCAAGUCGCGGAUCUACCCUUCUAUCUGCCUCCCCAACCUCACAUCAACUUCUCCUACCAAGCACCGCCCCCUAUAAACACCACCUUCCUCGAACCAGGCACGCCGACUCACGCGGCCCAAGUCUCCUCCCCAACGCACUUCUUCCCUGAGGCCGACGCCGAGCAAGAGCGUAGACUGAAGCGAAUGGAAGAAACGAUAGGAGCCCUACAAGCAAAUGAUGCUCGACCCGAUGCGCGCUACGGUGACUGCAGCUUAUUCCCGGGCAUGCGGCUGCCCCCGAAGUUCAAGAUCCCGGAGUUCAAGACCUACGGGGGUACGACGGAUCCACGCCACCACCUCCGCCAUUACCGGGGGAAGAUGCUACAGAGGAUCGACAGCAACAGGCUCACCUUCAACGCCGUUAGGCCCCCGAAUGUGCAGGACAACCCACUCCCGGACCAUAGGCCGAGUUCGGGACCUUCCAUCAACAUGAUCUCCAUAUGCGCCUCAAGGAGGAACGAAGACAUGCGAGACAACCCCCUUCCCUUCGUGAUCAACUAUACUCCCGAGGAACCCACCGUCGGAUUCGCGGGGCACAUGGCUUCGUCGGCUCCAUUCGUCGUGGAUAUCCCCGCACGAGAACCGUAUACAGACAGCAAGGUCCCCUGGACCUAUGAAGGAAGUAUCGGGAGAGUUGAGAAGCAGUUUAGUGUCAUGGGGGUGACACGUUCGGGGCGGGUGUACGAGAACUCGACGAUCAUAGACAAAGGGAAGGCGCCUGCAACUGAAGUUGGGGCAGUGCCCGAAAGCUCGCCUUUUCCAUCCAAGAAGGUAACCGAAGAGGAAGCCGAAGCGUUUAUGAAGGUCAUAAAGGCGAGCGAAUACAAAGUAGUCGAGCAAAUGGCCAAGUCCCCGGCUCACAUCUCAUUGCUCGCCCUCCUCCUCGGUUCGGAACCUCACCGAGAAGCCCUUCUCCGGGUACUGACCGCGGCACAGGUCCCGAAGGAAACGCCUCCCGACAGGAUAGAGGAGACCGUCGGUUCCAUCUUCUCCAACACCAUCUCGUUCUCGGACGACGAGCUCCCGUUCGAAGGCUGGUCACAUUCACGGGCCUUGCACAUUGUCUGCAAGUGCAACAACUACAUCAUUGGCCGGGUCAUGAUUGACAAUGGGUCCGCACUCAACGUUUGCCCGGUGACCACCUUGAAGCAGAUGAACGUGGACCUCAACCAAGUCCGCCCGAGCAAAACAGCGGUCCGAGCCUUGAACGGCUCGCUCAGGGAGGUGAACGGGGAGAUCGACCUCCUCAUAGAUGUUGGCUCUUGCUCGUUCAGCAUCACAUUCCAGGUGCUUGACAUCUCGAACGCGUUCAGCCUGCUGCUCGGGAGGCCCUGGAUCCACUCGGCCGGCGCUAUCCCCUCUUCUUUGCACCAAAGGCUGAAAUUUAUCGUCGAAGAGAAGCUCAUCACGGUGAAAGGAGAGGAGGAUUACACCAUCUACAAAGAGACGGCGGUGCCCUACAUCAGUGUCGGCAAUGACGAGAACCUCCCAUUCCAUUCGUUCAAAACCAUCUCCGUCAUCCGGGACUAUGGAGAGAUUCGACCAUCCCGCACCGAUCGCAUGAUAGGGAGGGUGCUUUUGCGCAAUAACUACGUCCCCGGCACCGGCCUCGGGGCGCGCGGAAAAGGGAUCAGCCGCCCUAUUGAAGUCGAAGAGUACAAGCACAGGAGGGGACUCGGCUUUCGCCUCUCCUGUCAUGAAAUCAUCGAGGCUCGCAGGGGCCACCACCUUCACCACCUCGCCGCGCACUACGGGAGGCUCAACAGGGGCAUUCCUGUCCCCCCCGUUAUCUCGUUUCUUCCCCGGGCCUUCGCACAUCAUUGGGGCCACCCUUGA
This is a messenger RNA of Punica granatum (pomegranate), 2073 nucleotides long. Lineage: Eukaryota; Viridiplantae; Streptophyta; Magnoliopsida; Myrtales; Lythraceae. The record is from RefSeq and is a predicted model, not a curated record.